AUAUUCCCAUAGCCAAAAAACUAAUAUCGUUGAAAAUUAGCUGAGCAGUUAAUUACCGCUUUAUUCUUAAAAAUGAUUCGGUGUUUUGGCCGCCAAAAUUGGUUUUCAAAAGCUUUAGUUCGAUUUUGUGGAGCAGCAGCUACCAAUACGGAAUCUAAUGAAACACAGAUCUCCACGGAGCAAAAGAAGGAUACCAAAAUAAAAGACGGCUCCAAGCCUAGUGAACGCUAUUUGAAAUUCAAGGAGAAAAUGCGAUCGAGUGCACCCGUUUUGUCCGUACCAAAGGGAAUGCCACAUCCGGCUCACGAAAAGGAGCCACUGAAGCCGUGGCCAAACAAUACCAAUCCGUAUACAGGUGAAAUUGGUGGACAGCGCGGACCGGAGCCCACACGCUAUGGCGACUGGGAAAGCAAGGGCCGGUGUACAGAUUUCUAAAAAUAAGCACUCGCUAUUUUUUACACUCUAGGUAAAAGAUCUUACGGAACGGUAGCUGGGAGCUCAUUCAACCUUUAUCAUUGUUGUUUGCUGUUCUGCGAAGGCAUUACAUAAAUUUCAGUCUUGUGGUUUCCAGAAUUUAUGUUGCACCAACAAUAAAAUAUAAAUUGAUAGCCGUCUAUUGGAUGCUCUCCAAGAGAAAGGGUUCUCGGAAUAGAGUA
Molecule: messenger RNA, 656 nt
Organism: Drosophila montana
Lineage: Eukaryota; Metazoa; Arthropoda; Insecta; Diptera; Drosophilidae
Product: succinate dehydrogenase assembly factor 4, mitochondrial
Exons: 2
Coding region: 73-435 (120 amino acids)
Biological process (GO): mitochondrial respiratory chain complex II assembly
Cellular component (GO): mitochondrion
Source: RefSeq, a predicted model, not a curated record